UCCCACCGCCAGCUAGCUUCAUUUACUACAAGUCAUUCUAAUUUAGCCAGAGGGUUACUGUUGGAAUAGGGACCGUCUUGUAGCUGGAAGUUGAGUAACGAAUACGUUGCCGGGUAGCAUAUAUAGUUGUUUUACUACGAUAUAUUUACUAACUACUAAGAACACCACAUGCAAUGGAAAGUCACAAUACCAGUGCUAAGGUUCUCCUUAACCAUGCUACGACUUUGAAUCUGCACACUGGGAAUUUAGUAAACCGAAGCCGACUCAAGAAAAAAUGUCCGUCUUCACCUAGUGAAGAGAUUCAAGACUGUGUUCGAGCCACACUUAGUGAGUGGUUUGCCACAAUACCACCACCAACUUCACCAACGGAGCUACCAGACAUAAUUGACUGCUCCAUCCCUCAAGCUACAGAAGCCAUCACACCUGAGGAGAGAGAGGAGCUUAAGGUUUCAGUCAAACUAUUUAUUUGCGAAGCAGACCUUUCUUCAAUCAAAGAGGCUGUAGAUAAGGCUUGCCAGGCCCUAGCUGUGUCCCAGCUUGAUUCAGUGAUAAUUGCACCCACUGUUCUACCUGAGGGGGAGAGCCAGACGCUGGAGAACUUGCAGCCUGCCUGGAGGGAGCUGGAGGGACUGGUGCAGAGCCACAAGAUUGCCACCAUCGGCACUUCUGACCUGGAUAAGGAGCUCCUGGAACAGCUUUACACUUGGGCCGAGGUGAAACCCAGUAGUAACCAGGUGAAUUUGGCCUCUUGCUGUGUGAUGCCCCCUGACCUGACUGCGUUUGCAAAGGAGUUUGACAUUCAGCUAUUGACCCAUAAUGACCCAAAAGAACUGAUUACUGCUGCCAGUUUCCAGGAAGCAGUGCAGGAGAGCACUCAGGACCUGAAGGUAGCAGACUGGAGGCUACAGUGGGUUUUGCGCUACUCCGUCAUUGUCAAAAGCAGGGGAAUCAUCAAAGCAAAAGGCUACCUUGUUCACUCAAAGAGAAGCAACCUGUAGCAUUUUAUAAGUGGGUAUUUAAAAUAUUCAGAUAAUAUUCAGAUAAUGACAUAAUAGAAGUCCAACCACUUACCCUCUUGCAUCGCAGUUGGUAGACAAAGUUAUUGGUUGCAAAACUUUCAUCAAACAUGGUAACAAAAUCCAAAUCCUAAUGUGAAGUGCCUCUUUUUGUUUAUUUUUCUCCCUGCACUUUCUUUGCUUUUGCUGAAUCCAUUAAUAUCAAGGAUAAUGGGGUAUUAGGAAAAAAUAAUGAAUGGGUACCACAGAAUUGGCAUUUUAUUACAAUGUUGGAAUUAUUCCAAAGCAGUUUGAAGGGAAAGCACGGCCCUUCACCCACUAUGGAUGUGAUAUUUGUAGAUUUUCUUUUGAGGUUGCUGUGAGUCAGUCCAUCAGAGUCAGAGAGUUAAAUGUAAAGUCCUAGUGCUGUAUAAUGUUUUAUGCCAGUUUAUAAUACUGAAUACUGCUACUGCAGAAUACUGCUACUGGUAACUGUAUCGAAACUAUGGGGAAAGGCCUUAUGCCUCAUCAGAGGUACUUGUAAGGAAAUUUCACUGGAAUUGUAUAUAGCGGCCAAACACUUUGCCCCCUAAGUUGUUCCACUUAGGUAACUGCUGCCAAAACAAUUCCAUAGGCAUUCUGACAACAUCGCUGGUUAUUGUGCUUUUAAACAUUGAAUAGGUAAAAAUAAAAAUGUCCAUUCCAUUUAGGUAAGGCAAUUUCUAAAAUGUUUAGAAAUUGCCUUACCUAAGAGGAUAUAAUUAAUGGUAAGGUUACAAAACUUUGUUUUUAUGCACUACAGCUAGCAAUGUUAUUAAUGUGUAUGGGAGAGUGAAUGAUUGGUUUUCAUCCUGAACCAGAAUCCCUGAAAGAAUAUUUAUGUUACCAUGCAAAGCAUUCUGGUAAAUUCCGGUACAAGGAGUCAUCUUCAAGGAGUGAAUGAGAGUUAAAAAAACCCCAACAUUAGCACGAAUUGUGAACAUAAAGCACAACAUUAGAAAUAUUGAUCUGAUCUAUGUAAUUCGAUUAUAAUUUUUUUGUUUUGAUUUGUUAAAUUAAGUACUUUUGAAGUAAAUGUGCAGAUGCUAAACUCAA
This is a messenger RNA of Esox lucius (northern pike), 2090 nucleotides long. It is a transcript of the gene gclm, whose product is annotated as glutamate-cysteine ligase, modifier subunit. NCBI's taxonomy places the organism in Eukaryota, Metazoa, Chordata, Actinopteri, Esociformes, Esocidae. Gene Ontology annotation, molecular function: enzyme regulator activity; glutamate-cysteine ligase catalytic subunit binding. Gene Ontology annotation, biological process: glutathione biosynthetic process. The transcript has 7 exons. The coding region runs from base 174 to 998 and encodes 274 amino acids. Gene Ontology annotation, cellular component: glutamate-cysteine ligase complex. The record is from RefSeq and is a predicted model, not a curated record.